UUCUCUGCUCGGUUCUCGAGUACUGUAUCUUUGGCAAUGGUUACGGCCAGGAGAGCUGUGUGAACUGCUUAAGCGACAGAAGCUGGAGUCUCCGAUGACUUGGUGCCUUCAUCGUUCUGCACAGGGGAUGAUGCUUCUCUUGAGGUUUAUGCCACUGUCCCGUCCGUAACUUCGCUUUCGUUCACCUCUUUUCCCGAACUCUUCUAGAUGAGACAGAAGACUGAAAAGUGAUCUCCCCCAGAGUCACCGAAUUAUUGGUAAAUCUGGACAAGAACACAGGCUUGUAACUUUGAAGACCAGGGAUUUUUAUAUUAUUCUUGUAGGAAAGAGACCCAAAGAUCUUUACAAGCUAUCUUGCUGGGAAAUGCCCAAAGUCAAAAGAAGCCGGAAAGCACCUCCAGAUGGCUGGGAGUUGAUUGAGCCAACUUUGGAUGAACUAGAUCAAAAGAUGAGAGAAGCUGAAACUGAACCCCAUGAGGGAAAGAGGAAAGUGGAGUCUCUAUGGCCUAUCUUCAGGAUCCAUCACCAGAAAACCCGCUAUAUCUUCGACCUCUUUUACAAGAGGAAAGCCAUAAGCAGAGAACUCUAUGAAUACUGCAUUAAAGAAGGCUAUGCAGACAAAAACCUGAUUGCAAAGUGGAAGAAGCAGGGCUAUGAGAAUCUGUGCUGCCUGCGCUGCAUUCAGACUCGAGACACCAACUUUGGCACCAACUGCAUUUGCCGGGUUCCCAAGAGCAAGCUGGAAGUGGGUCGCAUCAUCGAGUGCACACACUGUGGCUGCCGAGGUUGCUCUGGCUGACACCCUUGACUCCCCUGCAUCCUGGACUUUGAACCUUGGGCUCAUGCUUAUUGGGCUACUGCCUCCUGAAGCAACUCUUCUCUGAGUGGUGCUCUGAGAAAAGACCCAGGGGAAGCAUGAGCUCUACAGGUGACAGCUUUAGUGUUGACCAGCUGAAAUCUGUAAAAAUAAAACCUUUAGACCUCUUAGUGA
This is a messenger RNA of Grammomys surdaster, 991 nucleotides long. RefSeq names its product BUD31 homolog (gene Bud31). The transcript is spliced from 7 exons. Gene Ontology annotation, cellular component: nucleus; spliceosomal complex. NCBI's taxonomy places the organism in Eukaryota, Metazoa, Chordata, Mammalia, Rodentia, Muridae. The coding region runs from base 365 to 799 and encodes 144 amino acids. The record is from RefSeq and is a predicted model, not a curated record. Gene Ontology annotation, biological process: mRNA splicing, via spliceosome.